Molecule: messenger RNA, 1132 nt
Organism: Ictidomys tridecemlineatus (thirteen-lined ground squirrel)
Lineage: Eukaryota; Metazoa; Chordata; Mammalia; Rodentia; Sciuridae
Product: olfactory receptor 4K1
Biological process (GO): G protein-coupled receptor signaling pathway
Cellular component (GO): membrane
Molecular function (GO): G protein-coupled receptor activity; olfactory receptor activity
Source: RefSeq, a predicted model, not a curated record
UCAGAAUGAUAUCUUCCUAAUUUCCUUUUCUUUAGGUACCUAUAGACUGGAUACAUGGCUCACACUAAUGAAUCAAUAGUGUCUGAGUUUGUGCUUCUGGGACUUUCUAAUUCUUGGGAACUUCAGCUUUUCUUUUUUGCCAUCUUCUCUACAGUCUAUGUGACAUCAGUAUUAGGCAAUGUCAUGAUUAUUAUUGUCAUUUUCUCUGACUCCAACUUGAACUCUCCUAUGUACUUUCUGCUCAGUAACCUUUCUUUCAUUGAUAUCUGCCAAUCAAACUUUGCCACCCCCAAGAUGCUUAUGGACUUUUUCAUUGAGCGCAAGACUAUCUCCUUUGAGGGGUGCAUGGCCCAGAUAUUCCUUCUUCAUAGUUUUGUUGGGAGUGAGAUGAUGUUGCUUGUAGCUAUGGCAUAUGACAGAUUUGUAGCUAUUUGUAAGCCCCUGCACUAUAAUACAAUUAUGAACCAAAGGCUAUGUAUAAUUUUUGUGUCUGUUUCCUGGGCAGUGGGUAUUCUUCAUUCUGUGAGCCAUUUAGUUUUUACAGUGGACCUGCCAUUCUGUGGCCCCAAUGAGGUAGACAGCUUCUUUUGUGACCUUCCUCUGGUGAUCAAGCUGGCUUGCAUGGAUACAUAUGGAAUGGAAGUUAUGACCCUGACUAACAGUGGCCUGAUAUCUUUGAGCUGUUUUCUGGCUUUAAUUAUAUCCUACACUGUCAUUUUGAUCACAGUCCGGCAUCAGUCCUCCAGUGGGUCAUCUAAGGCCCUUUCUACGUUAACUGCCCACAUCACAGUAGUAAUUCUUUUCUUUGGACCUUGUAUUUAUUUCUACAUAUGGCCCUUUAGCAGACUUUCAGUGGAUAAGUACCUUUCUGUCUUCUACACUGUUUGUACACCCUUGUUGAAUCCCAUCAUCUACUCUCUGAGGAAUGAAGAUGUUAAAUCAGCCAUGCGGAAGUUGAGAAACCGUCAUGUAAACUCCUGGAAGAACUAAGAUUUCCAAGAGGGAGCCUGAUCUUGAAUUAGAAUGAGUUUCCUGUGGAUCCUAGCACCAUAUCAACUGUCUUUGUUAGUGUUAUUGAGUUAUAGAAAUGACCUUUUGUCUUAAAUGCAAGGACUACUUAAAACCAGUUUCU